GCCAAUAAAAGGCGGCCUAAACACGCCCAUCACCGCCACCGAUCGGCUGGAGACCCGCCUCCAGCAGAUUCAUCCUUCAUGCGGGCGAAACAAAUACAAAUACAAUAACCGGACUGCUUUCCUGGAAAUCGGCGCUUGGAAUGUACGAACCCUGAUGGACAACGCAAGAGAAAAUAGACCGGAGCGCAGGACUGCCCUCCUCGCCCUUGAGAUUCAGAAGCUCGGCCUGGACAUUGUUGCCCUCUCCGAGACCCGUCUCCCUGGUGCCGGGCAGAUCGAGGAGCCUCGGCACGGGUACACCUUCUUCUGGAGCGGACGAGCUGUGGAGGAGAGAAGAAUUCACAGUGUAGGGUUCUGCAUUAAGUCACAUCUGGUUAGGGAUCACAACAUCAUCCCCGUAAGAACUUCUGAGAGACUCAUGUCCAUCACUCUACCACUAUGUCAAUCCCAAUCCCUUGUGAUCAUCAGUGCCUAUGCACCUACCCUGGAUGCCUCGGAGGAGGCGAAGGAGUCCUUCUAUGCCGCGCUGCGUGGCCUGAUCCUCCGCGUCAACCCCCGGGAUAAGCUCUUGGUUCUGGGGGAUUUCAAUGCGCGGGUGGGCCGGGACCAUCAGCUUUGGGGAGGGAUUCUGGGGAAGGAAGGCGUUGGCAACUGCAACGAAAAUGGAGAACUACUCCUUGGUCUCUGCGCAGAGACGGAAAUGGUAAUAACCAACACACUGUUUCGGAUGGCCAACAAGCACAAGACCACUUGGCAGCAUCCAAGAUCCGGCCACUGGCACCGAAUCCAGACGGCUUCCUCGAUCCUGUCCUCCAGCUCCCUGUGCAACACUGACGGAGCUGCCGACGCUCCGGGAGAUCUCCAGAGCGCCCACACAGCUUUUGGACGCCUUGGUCGUCGGGUCUUCAGGAAUCACGCCAUUUCCACCAACACGAAGAUCAUGGUGUAUAAGUCUGUUGUCCUCCCGACCCUUCUCUAUGGCGCCGAAUGUUGGACCCUCUAUCGGAGCAGCAUCAAGAGGCUCGAGAGGUUCCACCAAGGACGACUCCGAUCUCUCCUCAACGUUUCCUGGGAGGAGAGAUUGACUAAUAAUGAGAUCCUCACCCGGGCUGGCCUCACAAGUAUCGAGGCCAUGAUCACGUUGGCCCAACUGCGGUGGGCCGGCCACGUGCAGCGGAUGAGCGACAAUCGUCUCCCGAAGCAGCUCCUCUACGCGGAGUUGCUGGAGGGCACCCGUCCCCGCGGAGCCCCGAAAAGACGAUUCAAAGACCAGCUAAAGGGUCAUCUUCAGCGGUGCCGGAUUCCCCCGGCACAGUGGGCUGACCUGGCCGCGGAUCGGGUGGCCUGGCGUGGGGCUGUGCGGGGCGGGGUCCGGGUCUUCGAGACUCGACGCGUCGCUGCGGAGGAGGACCGGCGAGCGCGGAGGAAGGAGAGGGCCCUGCAACCGCCCGGCCCCCCAAACCACUUCUGUCAAUCCUGCGGGCGGGGUUUUCGGGGAAGACUGGGCCUCCACAGUCAUCGGAGACACAAGCACCAGGAGCCGUCGCCCUGUCCUGGGGGCCGCAUUCCUCGAUAAUGAGGGCCUUCACCGACCAAUAUAUUUUAGCAAUCAUCAUGGAUGUUGCCAUGUUUGAUUUGCUUUCACGGGCCACAUAAAAUAAUGUGGCAGGUCAGAUCUGGGCCCUUGACUUUGACACCUAUGCUGUAUAGCCCCUUCCUCAACUGGCGGACCGCGAUCCACGACCGGACCGCCGACCUCCUCUGUCCGGUCCGCCGACCUCCUCUGUCCGGGCCUCCUCUGUCCGGACCCUCGGCAAAUUAUAUAAAAUAAUAAAUUAUAAAGUGAUUUUUACGUUAUACAUUUUCUAUUUUUGGACUAUAAUCUGCGCAUUACCGCGAUCGCUUGUUAAAAUUAUCCGUUGUAUUAUUUGCGUGCACGAACAGAUGUAUU
Molecule: messenger RNA, 1951 nt
Organism: Hippocampus zosterae (dwarf seahorse)
Lineage: Eukaryota; Metazoa; Chordata; Actinopteri; Syngnathiformes; Syngnathidae
Exons: 3
Coding region: 155-1576 (473 amino acids)
Molecular function (GO): catalytic activity
Source: RefSeq, a predicted model, not a curated record